GGCACCGUUUGGCACUGACCACCACUGCCUAUUAGCAUUCUCGACUUGCGAUGGAAACAGCAUCUGUGCCCAAGGUUGAUGAAGAAAAGCUUCGUCACGCCAGGCGUGUCAAUCUCAAGGAGUUGAACCUGCGUAGGGACACCCAGGAGUCUUCAAAGCUUGAUCAUUCUCUCAGGCGGCAUACCGCUCUUAUCAAGCGCAUGCGUCAAUCCAUCGGCGUAGAUAAUCAUGACCAGGUGCUCAAGGACAUCGAUUCCCUCUCACUCGAAAAGUACACCGACGAGAUCGCGGGUGCUGCCGUUGAGGGUAUCACACGUUGUAAAACAGACAGGGAUGUAUGGGCCGCGGUCGAGGUCGUAUGUUCUUUACAUCGGCGGUUUCCAACCUCAUUUACACCAGUACUGGUAAACCUACUCUCCUCGUCUCUAGCAGCUCCGACCAAGGCGGCACUUUCGGCACUGACCCCUGAUCAACGUGAGAAGGAAGAUGUUGUACGAGUAUCACGACAACGUCCUAUCCUUCGAGUAUGCUCUGAGUUGGCCCUGGUGGGGGUCAUCAGAGAUUCUCCGACCAGCAGUGGUGCGGAAUGGAUAAUGAAAGUUAUCAAGGAAUUAUUAUCUAAUGAUCCAUCGUUGUCCUCCCUCCCGCUACUCUCUACCUUCCUGAAAUCAUAUGGAAGGUCGUAUUUGGGCAUUACCACUUUGCAAAGUAAACAAAUGCCUGGCGACGCCGAAUCUAGCAGAGCAACGGAUGAGGCGAGGAACGCUGCUAUUGUAGCCUCUGGUGAAGGAGAGGAACUGGUUGAGCAAGACAUGAGAGACCGCUUCAAGCGAAUGUGUGAAGGGUACUUUGAAAAUGUUGCCAAGAAACUUGUCAUCGAGCAUAAGCGCCUACAAGAGCAGGAUCGCCGGAAUCACGAAGCCUACAUCCGCUCAGGAGAGAUAUUCGAGGACAGGCAACAAGCAUAUGAGAGGAUGACCAAAGGAUACGAGAAACUAUUUGCAAGUUGCCAGACCCUUUCUGAGUUACUCAACCUUCCAAUGCCGGCGUUACCAACCGCUGCUCAGAAGUCAGACUCUAUCCAAAUUGGCAGCAACAUAGGUUCAGGCGCUGGCGAUGACACCGACAUCGCUUUUACCACAUCCGGAGGGAAGUGGGAAGAUGAAGAAGAGCGCAAGUUCUUCGAGGAUAUCCAGGACCUCAAAGAUUUCGUGCCCAAGAAUUUCCUUGGUAUUGACGCUGAAGAAAAAACAGAUUCCGAAGAAAAGGAGAAAGCCGAAAAAGAGAAAGCUGAAGAGGAGGCAAAGAAUGUCGCAGCAGAGCUUAAAUCCCUCGAAACCAACGGAGACGUUCAUGUCAGUAACGUUUCGUUGGCAGAGCCAUCAGAGCCGGUAGACAGCACCGUGACGCCCAUCCCGAUGUCACCGAAAUUGUCUAGCCCCCCGCUAUCUCCCCAGCUGGCUCCACAAGGGCCUACGCAACUUCUAACUGCCUUACUGGCUCGAUUACCUGACGCGACAAAUCGUACUUUAAUUGACCAAGCCGCAGUUGAAUUUGCCUUCCUUAAUUCGAAGGCUGCCCGAAAGAGAUUGAUCAAGUUUUUGUCUAACGUUCCGAAGAACCGCACCGAUCUACUGCCACACUAUUCCAGACUUGUGGCCACCUUGGAUAAGUACAUGCCUGAUAUUGGAUCUGAAGUUGUUGCUUCUCUUGAAGAGGAGUUUCGGUACUUGCAACGGAAGAAGAACGUAGUGAAAGAAUUCUCUGAACUUCGCCUCAAGAAUAUUACUUUUCUAUCUAACUUGACCAAAUUUCGGGUUGUACCAACACAUGUUAUCCUACACAUCCUCAAAGUCUGUCUGGACGACUUUUCUGGUACAAACGUGGAGAAUGUUGCGCUUCUGCUUGAAGGAUGUGGUCGAUUUCUAUUGAGGAGUGAAGAAACUAAAGAAAGGUUCAGUACUAUGCUCGAACUCAUGAGGCGCAAGCAAAGUAUGCAACACUUCGACCAGAGGCAAAUGCUAUUACUUGAGAACGCCUACUAUCAGUGCAAUCCUCCAGAGCGUCCGCCUCUCGUUGAGAAAGAGAGGACCCCCAUCGAACUGUUCAUUCGCCAUCUCGUUUACGACGUACUUUCAAAGAAGACGAUUGACAAGGUUCUAAAGCUCAUUAGAAAGCUUGAUUGGGAUGAUCCGACCGUUGGGCAUUCGCUUCUCAAGGUCUUCACCAAGCCGUGGAAGCUCAAGUAUAGUAACAUCAGUCUUCUUGCGAUGUUGACAUAUGAUCUGCAGCGAUACCACCCUGCUUUUGCCGUUGCUGUCGUGGAUCAAGUAGUGGAAGAUAUUCGAGUGGGGUUGGAAGUAAACUUAUAUAGCGUUAACCAGCAACGGGUGGCGACCGUGAAGUAUUUGGGUGAACUAUACAUCUACCGGGUGGUAAACUCCAGUUUGAUCUUCGACACUCUGUGGUUGUUGGUCACAUUUGGUCACCCGGACGGUCAUCCAUCACUUCGUCAACCUACACCAUUGGACAUGCCUGACGACUCCUUCCGCAUUCGUUUGGUCUGCGUUCUACUGGACGCGGUUGGGAUGUGUUUCGACCGAGGACGCCAGAUGAGAAAGUUGGACAACUUCCUAGUUUUCUUUCAGUACUACGCACUCUGUAAGGAAGAGCUACCAAUGGAAGUAGACUUCAUGUUGUCCGACUCUCUGGAAGCUGUUCGCCCGAACCUUUCAAUGCCGAAGUCGAUCGAGGAGGCCGCUAAGGCCGUGGAUGACGUGUUCAACACUGUGAUGCAAAACGCAGGCUUCACACAGGAAAGCGAAAGUGGUGAGGAAAGCGACGAUGGUGAUGACAGCGAACGGCCCCGAGAAGAAGAUGAUGAUGACGACGACGGAAGCGCUGCUGGCCAAGGAUCCGCCGAGGAUGAACGUGCACCUUCCCCGGAACCUGUGGUCGUGUUAUCCGCCCAAGAACAUCUAGGUCCCUCUCAGGAAGCAGAUGAAGAGUUCGCGAAAGAACUCGCCAAGAUCAUCACCGAAUCCUCCGCUGAGUCUAGGAAGAUCGACAAGAAGAGCGCAUGGUGGGAUACUGCCGUUCUGGGCCCUGGUGCGCGAAAGAAACGUGUAGACGAAGCAGAGCAAAAUGUCGAGGGUGACGCCGACCAUCCCAACGGAUCAGUAAUGAACUUCACUGUGAUUACGCGAAGGGGCAACAAACAGCAGACUCGAAACUUAGCUGUCCCUGCCGAAACAGCCCUUGCCGUCCACACGCGCUCGGCACAAUUGCAAGAUAAAGUAGAGCAACAGCACCUUAAACGGCUAGUGCUGAACUACGAACAAAGGGAGGAAGUUGAAGAACUCAAGGCCCUAGAAACCCGUAGCCGAGCAGGUCAAAUGAAGAUACGUCUGGCUGGCUAGCACUCGCAGUGACAUCCACGUUUCAGCUAAGACGAGACUCGCCUCAUCGGAUCACAACAGCUUAUCUGCCCCUCGUCAUGUCGGAGGCCAAUCGGGCUUUGACCUGCGGGAUACUUUGGUGUCACCGAAAGCUUUGAAGCGAACGGUAGACCAGAACUUCUCGCCCAUGGCCCGAGCCUCGCCUCCAUGUAUCACCUAUGUAAGGUGAUGCUUGACGUAGUCUCAACUCGGCUUCGAAUGUAGACUACAAGUACUAGACUGAGUUUGUUGGUUAGUUCUUUCGAUUCAGUGCUGCCUUUUGAAUGUACGUACAUAGUUCAUUUUCGAUCCCAAUAGUUGCGACCA
Molecule: messenger RNA, 3764 nt
Organism: Pisolithus orientalis
Lineage: Eukaryota; Fungi; Basidiomycota; Agaricomycetes; Boletales; Pisolithaceae
Product: ARM repeat-containing protein
Exons: 19
Coding region: 51-3419 (1122 amino acids)
Biological process (GO): nuclear-transcribed mRNA catabolic process, nonsense-mediated decay
Cellular component (GO): cytoplasm; exon-exon junction complex
Molecular function (GO): RNA binding; protein binding
Source: RefSeq, a predicted model, not a curated record